CAUGUUUGCUGCUGUCAUCACGUGAUGAUACUAAUAGGUCGAUAGGGGAUUCCCCGAACGUCAUCGGGAGUUUUUACUUCAAAAUCUGGGGAAUUUUGGGCCCAAAAUAGGCACUGACAUCACAUAAUUUUCCAACAUCGUGGAAUCCUUAUAUUCCCGGGAUGGCUGAAACCUCAGAUCCCAGCCUGCUGGAUGAUGUUUGUCCCAGCAUGCCACUGGAGACCAUGCUGAAACUGUUAGACCAGCCCGGACCACAGAGUCCCAUGGAUGAAACACAAAGAGCUGUUAUGGAAGUUCUGGACAGAGACAAUACUGCUGUCAUGGAAGUGUUAAAUAGGGACCCUACAGAGAGGGCAGCUCCUGUAGUUGUUAAUGGAGAUCCGGACACUUCCAUGGUGGGGGUUCUCAACAGUGAUGAUCAAGUAGCAGUGAUGGACGUGUUAAACAGGGACCCGUAUGCAGGGGAGGUAACUUUUGUACAAGAGACAAAAACAAACAUUCCUCCUCCAGGAGAACCAAACAAAAUUGUUUAUGUGGGAACUGUGGACUCUGUGAACAAUGAGUCUAUCACCAUCAGUGGGUCACAGCUGCCCAUGGAUUGGGACACAUUUCAAGAACUUGAGGAAAUCAUCAAGAAAGAUGCGAUGCUGUCAUCCACAACUGUGAAGCAGGAGCAGCCGGAGCACAGGGAACUGGCAGCAUGUAGGUUCCAGGCAGUAAAAGAGAAGAAACCACCGGUUAUUGAGAUCAUUGAGCAACCCAAGGCACGGAGCCUGCGGUUUCGCUACGAGUGUGAGGGGCGGUCAGCAGGCAGCAUCCUGGGAGAGAACUCCUCACCUGAAAACAGAACGUACCCAACCAUACGGCUGCUAAACUGCAGCGGUCCUGCCAUGAUCCUGGUUUCCUUGGUAACCAAGGAUGACCCACCCAAGCCCCACCCUCACAGCCUUGUGGGUAAAGGAUGUAUCCAUGGCAUCUGUAAAAUCAACGUACCAGACUGUGGGGCACCAAUCAGCUUCCCUAACCUGGGGAUCCAGUGUGUGAAGAGGAAGGAGAUCACCCAGGCUCUGGCCCAGAGAAUACGGCUGGGGAUCGACCCCUUCCACACCUACAGCAGACACAAGGGGAAGAUGGACGAGGUGGACCUGAACACGGUCCGGCUGUGUUUCCAGGCCUUCCUGCCCCACCCUCAGACUGGACAGUGCACCGUGCCGGUCCCCCCCAGGGUGUCCAUGCCCAUCCAUGAUAAGAAGGCACCCGGAGCAGCUGAGCUGAGAAUAUGUAAGAUGAACAAAGUGUCUGGCCCUGUGACUGGAGGGGACGAGGUGACACUGCUGUGUGACAAGGUCCAGAGAGAUGACAUUGAAGUGGUCUUCACAGCCAAGCCCAUGGGAAUCAAGUGGGAGUCCAGGGGAGACUUCUCACCUACUGAGGUACACAGACAGGUUGCCAUUGUUUUCAAGGCUCCUGCAUACUUUAACCUGACCAUAAAGGAGCCAGUCAGAGUCCAGGUGCGGCUGAGGCGCCCGUCCGAUGGGGAGGAAAGUGAGCCAUUUGACUGGACGUACACUCCAGUGGACAAAGAUGAACACAGUGUUGAGUCAAAGAGACGUAAGAAGAUGCCAGACUUUGCCAAGUUCCUGAACGUCCCUCCCUGCAGUGGGGCAGCAGCAGGGCCACCUCAUACACACCGGAUGGCAAGGUCCAACAUGAGAGGCAUUCCCAUGGAGACACUACAGACACGCCCAUCCCCAGCAGCUGCAGCAGCAUCGCUGCCUGUGUCCGAGGAUGUCCGACAGCUGUUGCGCAGGAAAGUCCAAGGUCAAGGAGGAUCACAGCAGCUGUUCAUGCCUCCCAUGCAAACAGGACAGUUCAAGCAAGAUCCAGACCUGGCUUUUGUCCCCUCGAGUCAGCCUCCCACCCAGCCUGUCCUGGCUGCUGCAGGCUCCGGUGCCGCUGCCAUGAGAGCUGCUCCACCAGUCUACCCACCAUCUUCUCAGCCAGCCUACCCUCCCCAGCUCUCAGGAGUCACCCUCAGUGGGCUGAUGCAGGCCACCAAGUCCAACAUCCCCCAGGCCUCCAGGGUGGACCCUACAGGUGUCGUCUACAACCCCUCAACCUUCAUCAGCAGGGGUGGGCGGAAGUCUGCCAAAACUGCAGCGUCUGCGGCUAAACCAAAGCCACCACCGACCACGACUUCCUCUGCCUCAGGGGACAAGAACAGCUUCACAACAACAGACCUGUCAUCACUGGGACUGACUUUCACACAGGUACAGGUACAGAAACCAGACCCACAGGCAGGGGCGCAGGCUGAGGUUUACCUGGAACCGUACCAGGGUGGGGAUGAGCUGUUAAACUCCAUAGAUAUCAGCUCCCUGGAGCUGGGGUCGGAGGUCACCAUUGAUGCCAACACUCAUGCUGACCUUAAUGAGUUACUGGAGUUGGUCAAACAGAACAAGGAGGAGUGAGAAGUAGUGGGGUUUGGAGAUCACCAUUCAGUUGGAAUAUGAUUGUAGGUCUGAUUUUAGCAAAAUGGUCAACUCAUAGCAGUCUUAGUACACACUGUAUCUUAAUUCUUUAUCAAAGUUGAACUUUGAUUUACAUGAGAAUUGGAAUUACUCAAAUUUACGACUGUCCAACUUCAGUCUUUGCCAAGAAAAAAAUCCACUGCUAUUGUGACAUCACCUCAUGUAGAUAGAGGUUAUAAGGUGACACUGCAGAAGCACAAAUGGCUCAUUCCUUGACAAAGACCAGAGUUCUACAGUCCAAAAUUUGGGUGAGUCCAAUUUUUGUGUUGAAAAUUACUUUUCGACUUUAAUUAAGUAUGACUUCAAGUUCAACCAACACAGAUAAACUUUCAAAUGUACUUUGAUUGUUUUAGCUCUGCGACCACUAGUUACACUGCAUGUAGAAAUGCCAUGAUUUGUACAUUGUACAAAUGUACUUUAUGCUGAAGCACUACAUGCUAAGGCAGCUAUAUAGAAUCAGGAGCUCUUUAGUGUAACAGAAUUUUCCCCACCUAGCUUACAUUGAGUAAUAUUACAUUUAUUUUGUCACGUAAUGUAGUUUGAAUGUCAGGUACAAUGUUUAAAAUGUAUAUAAAUCUUAAAGUCAAAUCUAGUAUUGAGGUGCUUUUUAUUGUUAAAACAUGGACAUUUUUGUUUUCUCAUCCAAUGUUUUAUCCAAUGUUAUAGUGAAUUUUGAAAUUUGAUAUGUAAACUUAAGCUAUAGUUCAGAAAUUUAUGAUUAUGAAUAUGGUCAACAUAAAAGUCUAGACCUGAGCAUGAAUAUAUACAUUCCAUCUCAGUUGUCAUAUUUUAUGGGUGGUGUGGUUGUUUCUGUUCAGUGCACUGUUAUUAAGUGUGAGAGCCAAGCUUUCUCAUGUCUGUAAAAUGUGUAAAUACUGCUAUACUAGCUAAGCAGGCCUGGCAUUGCUGAAAGAUGGGUACAGUAAUUUCAUGUAUGCAAAAUUUUAGGAGGUAUCGAUUCUGACUGCAUUCCCAGUGCAGAAGUAUUCUCCUGAACUUUUUGUAGGCAUGCGAGUGUUAUGAAAAUAUUUAUGUUUGUAGUCAGCCAGAGUACCUGCCUUGAAAGUGUGUCUUUUAAAGAGGUUUUAAAUUUAAAGGUACCUGUGUGACGUGACAUGUAGAAAGAGACAUGAAAAUAGACUAGGUAGAACCUUAUUUGACCAAAUUUGUGUAUGGUUCCAGAGGUGGUUUAUCUAAUAGGACGUCUAACAUAGAGACAUUUUCUACAGAAUGGGCCUGAUUAAUUCAGCAAACAUGGAUAUAGGAAGGAAGGGAGUGAUGUAGUGUUUUGAUUUGUAUAUCUACAGCAAUCAUGUAAAAUGAUGAUUCUGUUGGAGUGAUUAAGGGUCUGAAAAAUAGCUUCAUUCUCAAUGUUUCUAUUGCUGGAAGUACUAUCUACAAAUGAAUAAAUGGUGACUGCUGUGUUUUUUAUAUGUUUACUUAUAUGAUUGUUUUAACUUCAAACGUGCUCUAUGAACAAUACUAUGUUUUUAAUUGUGUACAAAUGCACCUUGAGAUGUCUCAAAUGACUGCGAAUUCAAGAAUUCAGUGGCCAUUUUUUGAGCCUGUAACAUAUUUUGUACAUAACAGAUAAAUGUCUAUUAAAAUUGAGAGUGACA
Branchiostoma floridae (Florida lancelet) is the source of this 4147-nucleotide messenger RNA. RefSeq names its product putative transcription factor p65 homolog. The transcript is spliced from 10 exons. The record is from RefSeq and is a predicted model, not a curated record. Gene Ontology annotation, molecular function: DNA-binding transcription factor activity, RNA polymerase II-specific; RNA polymerase II cis-regulatory region sequence-specific DNA binding. Gene Ontology annotation, cellular component: cytoplasm. Lineage: Eukaryota; Metazoa; Chordata; Leptocardii; Amphioxiformes; Branchiostomatidae. Bases 162 to 2468 code for a protein of 768 amino acids. Gene Ontology annotation, biological process: canonical NF-kappaB signal transduction; cellular response to stress; innate immune response.